UGUUCUGCCCCCGGGGCACGCGGAAGAGACCAUCGCCGAAGAAAAAGUGGCGGAUGGGGUGCCCAUUGGUAAGAGAGAGAAAAUAAAAAGAAAAAAAGAGAUGAAAAAAAAUAAAUACAUGCGAAUUUUUCUUUGUAUUAAAUUGAUCAGACAUGUUGCAACAUGAUUUUCAUAAUUCUGUGUGAAUGUGUGUGUGUGAGAGCUCUCAAACGUCUCAAAUUGUCCCAAAUUCAGUCCUGUCCCGAAAUUCUCCGAAGUUUCUCUGUCGUCGUGAAGAGAAUUUUCGAGAAUAUUUUCAAAGGAAUUUGACAAGCAUCGUGUUGUUUGGCGGAAAAUUCGUGUACGGGGAAAUUGUCAAGAAAAAGGCUUUGGUCAGCUGCUGAAAAGCAAACAAAUUGUGUUAAGUGAAUGGGAAAAGUGUUCAUUAACCCAAGAAAAGCACAAAUCUGGUGAGAAUUUAGGUUUUUCUCAGUGUUGGGGGUAAAUGGCAACAGGAGAGGAGACGUUCCGUGAAGAAGAAGAUAGUGGAUACAAUCCAGGAAACGAAAGUACCGUAACAAUGACAACUCCUACCGCGUACCGUCCGCGGCUCACAGCGGUCGAAAUGGAGGCACUCAUUCCGGCCUUUGAUCCUGGGCAGAAGAACGGGUUGCUCGCGGUAGAGUGGCUACGAAAGGUGGAUGAUGCAAGAAUGCUCUUCGAUAUGGAUGCACAACAGUCGUUGGUAGCUGCCGUAUUUCGGCUUAAAGGUGCUGCGAAGGACUGGUACGAGGGAAAUCAAGGAGCUAUCAGAUCAUACGCGGAAUUUAAGAAGGAACUUCUUUUGAAUUUUCCGGAGAAACUCUCGAGCGUCCAAAUUCACCAUGAACUGAGGAUGAGAAAGCGAAAGAAAGAGGAAUCAGUGGAGGAGUAUUUUCACUCGGUGGUGAAGCAGGCCCGGAGGAUUAACCUGCGGGAUGACGAUAUCCGGGAAUACCUCAUCGAAGGAAUUCCAAAUGUGAUGGUUAAAGGACUGUUGUUGUCUGCUCCGGCUGGAAAUCUUCCAGACUUUCUUAGCUACAUGAAAAAGGUGGAUAAAAUUGUGACAAAGGAUCGUGAGGAAUCGAGUCCCUCAAGCAGCAAGAGUUCAUCGGAGGAUAGAAAGUAUCAUCCGGACAAGAUGGUGAACAAAAAGAAAGAGACAGAAGAUAGCUCUAGUGAGGCAUCCCAAGGGGAAGAGACACACGAAGUGAACGUGGCGAAGGACAAGAAAGAGGGGGAGACAAAAACUGGAGCACAGAAGAGUGGAAAACGCCGAUGUUUUGCGUGCGGUUCGGAGGAUCAUCUAGUCAAGCAGUGUCCCCGUAAGGAGUAAUGUGAUUAUGAAGUUAACCAUUGACCAUAGUGAGGUCUCGUGAAGGUUGUAUGUCCAAGUAGGGGGAGAUAUUUUGAUGUAGAUGAUUUUGAAAACGCACUGAUGAUGGAAAUUAAUGAAAUCUUUUGGAAAAAUUUCAUGUGAAUCAGGGGGAGCUGACUGUGGUCGCAGCCCGAAGGAAGAAGAAGGAAGAUGUUGGGGAAACUUUUUUUUGAAAUAAAGUAUUUGAAGUAUUGACAUCUUCUGAGCUCGAUGGGUCGUGUCAUUAGACUUUAGGUCUGUGGUUGUGUGUCCCCUUGUGUUAUCUCAUGAAGGCCCUGAAUUAAAGAAUCGAAAUGAAUUAAAA
This is a messenger RNA of Lutzomyia longipalpis, 1700 nucleotides long. RefSeq lists its product as uncharacterized. NCBI's taxonomy places the organism in Eukaryota, Metazoa, Arthropoda, Insecta, Diptera, Psychodidae. The record is from RefSeq and is a predicted model, not a curated record. The coding region runs from base 485 to 1354 and encodes 289 amino acids. Gene Ontology annotation, molecular function: nucleic acid binding; zinc ion binding. The transcript has 2 exons.